CGAGCUCGGCUCAUUGACAGCCCUCCCGCUCAGGGCUGAGCCGCUCAGGGCCUCAGGUUCAUCUCCUCCCUCUUCUCUCGGACUCUCUCCUCCCUUGCUCUUCCUUCCCUGGCGGCGACGACUGGGCGAGCGGCGGCGCCAUUUGUCCUGUCUUCGCCCAGCCCUUUGCCAGCGACGAGCGCAUCCUCCAGUUUUCAGUAAGCAUCUUUGGGAUAUCAAGUUUGUUGUUAUUCUAGAAGAGGAAAUAUGCAGGCAUCAAGAGCUAGGCUUUUCAAGGAGUACAAGGAGGUGCAGCGAGAGAAAUCAGCUGACCCUGAUAUUCAGUUGAUAUGUGAUGAUUCAAACAUAUUCAAGUGGACUGCUCUCAUCAAGGGACCCUCGGAGACUCCUUAUGAAGGUGGUGUCUUCCAGCUUGCCUUUGCUAUUCCAGAGCAAUACCCUCUGCUACCUCCCCAAGUUCGCUUCCUGACUAAAAUUUUCCAUCCAAAUGUUCAUUUCAAGACUGGUGAAAUUUGCUUGGAUAUCUUGAAGAAUGCAUGGAGCCCUGCAUGGACCCUCCAAUCGGUUUGUAGAGCCAUAAUUGCACUGAUGGCUCAUCCGGAGCCAGACAGCCCACUUAACUGUGACUCGGGCAAUCUCCUACGAUCUGGCGACAUCAGAGGUUUUCAGUCAAUGGCAAGAAUGUACACAAAGCUUGCCGCGAUGCCAAAGAAAAACUAGUAAAGUUGACAUGAUGUAAAUGGAACAUGUGGAGCCCAUGGGGUUGUGAUGUAACUGUUUCUGGAGUUGUGAUGCUAUUGUCAACUGUGUCUGGAGUUGUGGUGUAUCUGUUUACUGACUGUGUUUGACUUGGUAUAAGAAUCCAUUUGCAACUGA
Molecule: messenger RNA, 876 nt
Organism: Panicum hallii
Lineage: Eukaryota; Viridiplantae; Streptophyta; Magnoliopsida; Poales; Poaceae
Product: protein PEROXIN-4
Exons: 6
Coding region: 247-720 (157 amino acids)
Source: RefSeq, a predicted model, not a curated record